AUGAAAGAUGCAGGCUUCGAGUACCGAAUUGUGAGAACGGAUGAGAUCCCGUUCAUUGAUAAAAACCACAAUUUUGAUGGUUCGACUCGCAUUGCAAAUUCCACUCUCACGGCAACUGAAGAGAUGUUGCGAUGGCAGCGUUUGCAGCAGUUAGUGAUCUACACAGCCCGUGUUCUGGGUUGCAAAUACCUUUUGGUGGGUGAUAAUGCCAGCCAGUUGGCUGUCCAUUGCCUCGCCGGCAUCGCUCAGGGUCGUGGUGGUACCGUCGCGACCGAAGUAGUAAGCGCCUGGAUUUCAUUGUCCGUCCUACUAAUAUCGUGUCGGUAG
Messenger RNA from Hydatigera taeniaeformis, 327 nucleotides. NCBI's taxonomy places the organism in Eukaryota, Metazoa, Platyhelminthes, Cestoda, Cyclophyllidea, Taeniidae. The record is from the annotation of a GenBank genome assembly.